Babesia microti strain RI is the source of this 360-nucleotide messenger RNA. RefSeq lists its product as hypothetical. The record is from RefSeq and is a predicted model, not a curated record. The transcript has a single exon. Lineage: Eukaryota; Apicomplexa; Aconoidasida; Piroplasmida; Babesiidae. Bases 1 to 360 code for a protein of 119 amino acids.
AUGAUAGACGCCACAGACAGCCAAUCUAUUGUUAUGAUAAACAGAAUUGCUAGUAAACUGGCCCCCUACACCGCUAUCGCAGUACUUCUGGGAUGGAUUGUAGGCAGAUUUAAAGCUAAACAAUCUCCAUACGGACUAGACUACGAUCAAAUCUUAUACCACCUUACCGCUCGACAAACUUACUUCCAUAUAAGGCAUACCGCCGACACAGACAGUGAAACCAGAUUACAUAAGCACAUCGAGUAUAAAAAGGCAUUGAAGGGGUUUACACUUACGGCAAUAAGCGCUAGCCUGACAAGAACCUCUACCGAUCCUACCGUAAACAAUUAUAAGGGCAAAUGGUUAGGAUUAAGGCGGUAA